AUGAUAAGUAAUAAUUUUACAAUUGUUUGUUUUAUUAGUAUUUCAUCAUCAUCAUCAUCAUCAUCAUCAUCAUCAUCAUCAUCAUCAUCAUCAUCAUCAUCAUCAUCAUCAUCAUCAUCAUCAUCAUCAUCAUCAUCAUCAUCAUCAUCAUCAUCAUCAUCAUCAUCAUCAUCAUCAUCAUCAUCAUCAUCAUCAUCAUCAUCAUCAUCAUCAUCAUCAUCAUCAUCAUCAUCAUCAUCAUCAUCAUCAUCAUCAUCAUCAUCAUCAUCAUCAUCAUCAUCAUCAUCAUCAUCACAUCAUCAUCAUCAUCAUCAUCAUCAUCAUCAUCAUCAUCAUCAUCAUCAUCAUCAUCAUCAUCAUCAUCAUCAUCAUCAUCAUCAUCAUCAUCAUCAUCAUCAUCAUCAUCAUCAUCAUCAUCAUCAUCAUCAUCAUCAUCAUCAUCAUCAUCAUCAUCAUCAUACAUAUUGCCUUCCUCCAGUGAAUUGA
Messenger RNA from Schistosoma spindalis, 486 nucleotides. Lineage: Eukaryota; Metazoa; Platyhelminthes; Trematoda; Strigeidida; Schistosomatidae. The record is from the annotation of a GenBank genome assembly.